AUGUCUCCUCUGCAAAGGGGGUUGUUGGCUAUGAUGCAGCCACAUGCUGGACUUCUCCAGCCAGAAAUUUCCGUACUCCCGCUCGCCUCCAUCUACAUCAUUCCUUUGUGUCAGAAUACACUUAGAUGCUAUAUCGAAACGCACGUACAAAACUCUAUUGCGGAACCACGUCAAUUGCAAGUCGCUGAACUUGCAUGUAGCAAUAGUGUGUGGAUCAGCGAGUUGGAUCGCGAGUUCCCUAGGAAGGUUGUCCCUGCCAGUCUCAAAGGCUGCGAUGUCAACCCGCCAACUUUCCAGCCCCAGCCUUCCUUCCUUUUUCGGUCAGACUGGAGGCACUGGACAUACUCUCUUCACUUUUCCAGAGGAUUUGAUAGGAGCAUUGGCCCGCAAAUUGCUCUUCUUGAAUAUUAUCAUCCUAUCCCAAAAUCUUGCGCUUUCCAUCUCGUACGCCAUAAGAUCUUGGUGUCGAGCAAGCCGGUCGCAAUCUUUAGCAGGCUUGAUUACUAUAUCACAAGAUCCAAUGCUUCCGAGGAACAUUUUGGGUUGAUGGGCGCAAUGCGCUUUCUCCCCUGUUUGUGA
Molecule: messenger RNA, 579 nt
Organism: Truncatella angustata
Lineage: Eukaryota; Fungi; Ascomycota; Sordariomycetes; Amphisphaeriales; Sporocadaceae
Exons: 2
Coding region: 1-579 (192 amino acids)
Source: RefSeq, a predicted model, not a curated record